AUGGAUUUCGACGAAUCUUUCCAUUCAGCUCCUGUGCGUUAUGCUCUUGAUGAAGUAGACAGCGAUGAGGAACUUGAAGAUAAGAUUGAGCCCAACACUAUUCAAGUCAUGGUGUCCUUACCCGACACCAGUUUAACUUUAAUAUUUGGCCUUUCAGGUCCUGGAAGUAUCUAUAUCGACUCACUGAAGGGCUUGACAUCGAUUGGAACUGUCGAGAAUAAACAAGAGACAGUAGCAUCCAUUCUUCAGAUACCAAAUCAACCUAUCGUGUUUGUGUCUUUUACUAAACAGAUCGAAGCAAAUGAAUCCGUUCACCAGGGGCUUUCCAAGGUGAUCAUACUCGACUCUUUCACAACAGAAAGCGAUCUUAUACCACCAACCCUUCGUGUUUUACAAAGUUCAGCUUCACCUCUUGUUCAAACACUCACUUUGUAUGAAAUCCCACAUAUGGUGACAGGACUAUCUGCAGCCAUCAUCAAUUAUUGUGAAAUCCAUUCUAUUCCAUGCUACAACCUAUUGACACUUCAAGAGUACGUGUAUGGCAAACUAUUGGUGACUGACACAACUCUAGAAGCAUAUAAUCAUGGUCUACAUCAGUUAGGACAUGAUCACCUCAACUUUGAUAGUGAAUUAUUGCAAAAGGCACUAGAGUCUCGUCACAGUGGUCGCAUUGACGAUAGCCAUCAUCGUCUGUAUGUAUAA
Rhizopus microsporus ATCC 52813 is the source of this 702-nucleotide messenger RNA. RefSeq lists its product as uncharacterized. The transcript is spliced from 4 exons. Lineage: Eukaryota; Fungi; Mucoromycota; Mucoromycetes; Mucorales; Rhizopodaceae. Bases 1 to 702 code for a protein of 233 amino acids. The record is from RefSeq and is a predicted model, not a curated record.